AGAGAGAGAGAGAGAGAGAGAGAGAGAGAGAGAGGCACUUUGCUGCUUUUUUAUAUUGCACGCAUCCAUGGCAGAAAAUAGAAGGAAGGCAGAGAGAGGUACAAGAACAAGGGACAAGACAAGAGAAAAGAAGAGAAGAAAAGCAAUAUAACGCCACCACGCUCCACAACCACCCAACGCUAUUUAGCUUCUGCAGAGAAGAACACAACCAUACAAGAAGAUAGCACACUACUUGUUUGUAUUUAUGUCUAGAAGAGCACUUUGAUGUGGGUGAGGUGAAAUUGGUUGUUUGAGUUGCAUGCAUUUGGCAAAGAUUUUGUGGGUCAAAAAUUUUUGAUUAGAGGUCAGAAAAGUUAAUAAUUUCACUGUUCCCCAUUUGAAAUUUCCCAGGUCGUAUGGCUUUUUUUCCAGGAUAGACUGGUUUCUUCUGUUUUCUCUGUUUUUUCCUGUGAAAGCUUUUGGGUUUUUUUUUGGGGAGGGGGUUUUCAAAACUGGAGAGAGACUUGGGUUCUUCUGGGUUCUUUUAGAUGAAGGGGAUGCCCUUACCCUUUGAUUUAGAAGGGAAGGGGGUGAUAGAGGUGGUUGCACAUAGUGCUACAUCAACCUCAAACCCAUUGAUACAUAAGUGGAACAGCAAGAAGAAAGAAGGUUGCUUUGUGGGUAGUACUGAGCCUACCUCUGUCCUCGAUUCCAUCAGCAGCCCAAGCCCUCCUACUUCUACUUCAACCCUGUCUUCUUCUUCGCGUGGUGGAGGCGGCGGAGGUACAGGUGGUUCUGGGUCUACCGACGCGACCGGCUUGGCGGCGGUUUCGGGAAGCGCAUCUUCAAAAUGGCCCCAAACCCAACAAGACACAACUAGUAGUUCGAAUGUGGGUUUUCAAUCUGGCUACGGUGAAACUCUGGAGCUCCAACCCGUUCUACCAUCUCUUGAGAUCGGCGGCGGCGGAGACACCACCAAUGGGGCUGAGAAAUGUUGUCUGGGAAUGGAAGAUUUUGAGGGUGUGUUAUCAGAUUCUGUUGCGGCAUCACCAAGCCAAGAACAAUCUCUUUUCCGUUGGAUCAUGGGGGAUGUGGAGGACCCAUCAAUGGCCUUGAACAGGGUGUUGCAAAUAAGUGGUCCGGUGGACUUUGAAUUCAAUGGUGGCUUUGGGGUUUCAGAUCAAGGAUUUGAGGUGGACCCAGUCAGCCAAUUUGCUUCCUGUGGUGGUAAUUUGAUGGGUACUAUCAACCCGUCUUUGCCCUCCGGUUUGGCCAACAAGUUCAACAAUGAAAAGACUGGUUUGAUCCAAAACCCAUCUUCAACUCUUCCUAGUUACAAGCUUCCUAACCCUCAAAACCCUCGGUUAUCUCCAUUACACAGUCCUUCACCCAUUUCAUUAUCUCCACAGCAACAAACACCAUUUGAAUAUUCUGAUUUGAAGCCGCGGAUUUUCAACCAGCAAAUGCUGAUUAACCAGCACCAAACUCAGCAUACUCAAAACUCGUCUUUUUUCUUCCCAUUGCCACACACCCAGCUAGAGCAACACCUUCCUAUGCCACCAAAUCCAAAAAGACACAACUCCGGCAACCUUGAACCCAUCUCUCCGAUUCCAAAUGUCCCUUUUUUCGAUUCCGGGCAAGAGCUUCAGGGGCUUCCUCACCAGCUUCCAUUGCUUCCUCAUUAUGUGCAUCAAAAGCAAGCACUAGAAACGAAGCCAAAAAUGGCUAUCGAUGGAAUGGGGCACUGCCAUGAACAACAACAGGCGAUAAUUGAUCAGAUAUACAAGGCCGCAGAGAUGGUCCAGACGAGGAAUCCCAUACUCGCGCAAGGGAUAUUGGCGCGGCUCAAUCACCGGCUCUCUCCAAUUGGUAAGCCUUUCCAUAGGGCUGCUUUUUAUUGCAAGGAAGCUCUGCAAUUGCUCCUCCAUACAAACAAUAACAUGCCUGAUUGUUCUCCAUUUAGUCUUGUUUACAAGAUUGGUGCGCAUAAAUCUUUCUCUGAAAUAUCACCCCUCGUUCAAUUUGCUAACUUUACCUGCAAUCAAGCCCUGCUUGAAGUAUUAGAGGGGUUUGAUCGAAUUCAUAUUAUCGAUUUCGAUAUUGGGUAUGGUGGGCAAUGGGCUUCGCUUAUGCAGGAACUUGCAUUAAGAAGUGGUGGCGCUCCUUCGCUCAAAAUCACUGCCUUUGCAUCUCCAUCAAUCCAUGAUCAGCUUGAGCUUGGUCUCACCCGGGAAAACUUAAUCCAUUUUGCUGAUGAAAUCAACAUGGCAUUUGAGUUUGAUAUUGCAAACAUUGGUUCUUUGAACUCUGCUUCAUGGUCAAUGCCUCUUCAUGUGUCUGAGAAUGAGGCAAUUGCUGUUAAUCUCUCAGUUGGUUCUAUUUCCAAUUACCAAGUGCCCCUCCCUUUGGUUCUUCGCAUUGUUAAGCAGCUCUCUCCCAAAAUUGUGGUCUCUGUGGACAGAGACUGUGACCGCACUGACCUCCCAUUUCCUAACCAUGUAAUUCACGCCCUUCAUUCGUACACAAACUUACUCGAGUCACUUGAUGCUGUAAAUGUGAACUUAGACACCCUGCAAAAAAUUGAGAGGUUCUUGCUCCAACCAGGCAUUGAAAAAAUUGUAAUGGGCCGUUAUCAUUGCCCUGAGAAGACUCAACAUUGGAAGACUCUGUUUUUGUCAUGUGGUUUCUCCCCUUUAACUUUCAGCAAUUUCACAGAAUCCCAAGCUGAGUGUGUGGUGAAGAGGACACCUGUGCGGGGAUUCCAUGUUGAGAAGAGACAGUCUUCGCUUGUUCUUUGCUGGCAGCGAAAGGAACUCAUCUCGGCUUCUGCUUGGAGGUGUUGAGGGGCGGCGGUUUGAAAUUGGAUUUCCUAAUUCAAGCUUAUCAUGAAGGUGCCUCAUAAGUCAUCACUCUCUGCUUUUAGUGUCUGAUCUUUUUGAAUUAUCUUACCUGUGAUUUCCUUUGUUAACUGGGUUGUGGCUCAGGCAUAUUGUUUCCAAGUGAAAAAAGACCCAGACAUCUUAGUAACUGGAUGUUCUAUUUUAGUUAUUUUCUUUCAGUGUCUUAUGUCGAAUAUGGAAUUAGUGUUACGGUGGUUUCCUGCUGGUUGUUGCAAGAAGCAUCCAUUGAUAUAAGGUGGGGGUAAGGGUGCUGUUUGUUGUACACUUGAACAAGGCAAAACCAAAAAUGGAAAAAAGAAUUUUACCACUUUAAGUUGAUAUCUCCCUGUUCCAUGCAUCUGAUAUAUUUUCUCAAUUGCUUCUUGUUAUGAACUAUAAGC
Molecule: messenger RNA, 3259 nt
Organism: Ilex paraguariensis (yerba mate)
Lineage: Eukaryota; Viridiplantae; Streptophyta; Magnoliopsida; Aquifoliales; Aquifoliaceae
Source: the annotation of a GenBank genome assembly